AUGGCUUACAGAAAGAUUUCAGGAUUUGUUCCUACUUUUGAGCCUGAUUUACCUUCAAAACCAGUAAUAAAGAAAGUUGAAAUUACCAAUAAUGACCUUGUAAAAGAUAUGCACAAGCAAUUAGAAGAUCUUCAUAUCAAUCAGACUAAAAUUGCUAAAGCUAUAAAAAAGAUUUCUAGCAAGCCCAAAUUUUCUUGUCACAAAACCAAAUCAAAAUUUAGAACCAAAAAAAAGAAAUUAUCCAAGUAUAUUAAUGCCUAUAUAAUUUUAAAUAAAUUAUCUUCAGACUCUAGUGAUAGCAAAAAUAAAUUGGAUUUCUCUGAAACCAGUGAGUUUAGUAAUUUAGAAAGUGAAUUAGAAAAAUACAAAGUUAAUGUUAUAAAAAAAAAACAACUUUUUCUAAUAGCAAGAGAUCAAAAAAGCACAAAAGUGUUAGACCAAAAAAUUUCUAGCAAAAAAUCUAUUCUAGAGAGAUCACAAUCAGAGGCAGAAAUUUCAUGGCCCAACCUUAUAAAAAUUAAUUUUAUUCACAAAAUUAUUUCCAAUGAUGUUGCUACUAUAUGUUGUAAAAUUAGCUCAUCAUUAGAAAAAAUCAUACAAGUGCCUUCUAUCAUGAUAAAUAGUGAAGCAAAUUGCUUAGUUAUCUUAAAAGGUCUUAUAAAACUAUUGGAAACAGAAGUUAAUAAAAAUAAAAAACCAUCUGUUAAAUGA
Cetraspora pellucida is the source of this 711-nucleotide messenger RNA. The record is from the annotation of a GenBank genome assembly. NCBI's taxonomy places the organism in Eukaryota, Fungi, Glomeromycota, Glomeromycetes, Diversisporales, Gigasporaceae.